AUGGCUAAAAGUUUGAGAUCAAAGUUUAAGAGAAAGAUUCGUGCUAUUGCUCGUGUGAAGAAGGCACCAAAGGAAGCAGAAAGACUUAACAAAGUUAUACAAUGUAGUGAGGCAUAUAAGAAAAAAGUAGAAGAAGAGAAUGUUGAGCUAUCCAAACUUGCACCAGGAACAAAUGAACCAGUUGAUAUGGACACAAACAGUAAACCAGUAGUUAGUACUUUAAAUCUCAAAACUAUGAAGACAGCCGAUGGAAAAUAUCCAGUAUGGAUGAAUCAAAAAGCAAGAAAUAAGUAUGACAAAGCAGCUAAGAAGGAAAAGAGCAGAAAGAAACAGAAGAAUCGCGCACGCCGAUAA
Auanema sp. JU1783 is the source of this 354-nucleotide messenger RNA. Lineage: Eukaryota; Metazoa; Nematoda; Chromadorea; Rhabditida; Rhabditidae. The record is from the annotation of a GenBank genome assembly.